Molecule: messenger RNA, 1471 nt
Organism: Klebsormidium nitens
Lineage: Eukaryota; Viridiplantae; Streptophyta; Klebsormidiophyceae; Klebsormidiales; Klebsormidiaceae
Source: the annotation of a GenBank genome assembly
UGUUCACUGUCCAGUACCGGUAUGAUCUGAAUAGCAAGCUGUGCUGCAUGCAUGUGGCUUCAGGCAUGGUUUCGUGGACGGGGCAGCUAGUCCUGGUUUGAAACAUGGUCGAAGGAGACGGCAUUGCCUCCCAGGCACCUCUCCCGGCAGCCCCCAUGGCGCCGCCUGCAAACGCUCCCAGUUUCUUCGUUGCUCCUGCAAAGGAGGAGGCCCUGCUUGGGGGCAAGGCCCAGGAGGCGAGCAGUGGGCGCAAGACCGGGGGAAAAGAGGCAGUCCUGCAAGUGCUGCGCGAUAUGGGGGCAGAGCUGCUGCCGCUGAGCCGCAAGGAGGGGUAUGAGCCCCCUCCGGUUCUCCGUCGCUUUCGGCUCCAGCUGCAGCGGAAUGGGCCACGACUGCAUGCGGCUGUCACCCAGUGUGUCUGGGACUGCAGGGACUGGGUGGCAGCGGGCGGCACGCUCCGGAUCCUCCUGGCACUGACAGUAUUGAGCGUGGCUGGCGCGGCAGCUGCUGGCGCCACGCUAUUUGGGGCCAUUCUUGCUGUGGCGACAGCGAAUGCCAUGCUGGUGGCAUUUGUCCUCUGCCUCGCGGCGGCGUGCAGCUUUCUGGCCAUGUUCUUGGCUGCUCUAUCAGCAGUGUAUGUGGGGGUCCUUGUUAGCUCGGCGACAGUCAUUGGCUUCAUCACGAUUGUCGCCAUGUCGUCCGCAUUUGGGAUCUCAUUGAUUGUUGGUGGAUUCUACCUGGCGUACCAGGCUGCGAGCAUCGCCCUACAAUUUGUUUCUACAACGAAACCAAUUGUCGUUUCUAGUACCCUUGUGAAGCCUUCCUGAAGUGGAAGGUGGUGGUGAAUCCGGCAAGAGAGACAUGACCAUGUUCUUAGCAUCUUGAAGCGCGUAGCUAGCUUAGGGCACCAGCUCACAAGCUUGCAAGGACUGUUUCACCAGCGAUCAUGCUGUCUCUGGUCAACAUCCAUGUUGUUGAACAGUUUGUAAGUUAUACUUCUAAUCUAUUCGGGUACAUAAUUCAGAAGUACAACCUUGACAAUAGACAGUCACCUUCCAUCAUCUGUACAUCUAAACAAGUCGUAUUGCAGCAUUAGUCACAAGUAUGGACAUACCCUCGACCUCUGGCCUGCCCUACAAACGCGUUUGUUUGUUAGUAUUCGACUAGGGAAGAGGCUGGUUUUAACGUUUCGUGCAUUUGCUUGAUCCUGAUCGUAUGUACCAAUAUGUAUUGCGACUGAGCGCCAUCCUUCUCAAGGUUUGUCGACUUACCAAUCAAGGUUGUUUGUAGUCGCAGAACACGUUUCUAGGGACUUAGCCAAAGUAGAAGUAAGAUUUGCAAUUUAAUCAAAAAGCAGUAGGAAAGGCUUCAGAACUAACUACAGUGUAGUUAGUGAAGAUAUUUCAUCGAUUUGGACGCCAUCUCAAGCGUUGUGAUGGCGUCCCGGUUGUGUACCAAGCGUCCAUUUCUG